AUGGAUAAUAAAAUAAAUAAUAAUAAUAAUAAUAUAGAGGAUGAUGAUGAAGGUUUAUAUGUUGAACCUGUAGACAAUAAUAGUAGUAAUAAUAAUAGUAGGGGUAGAUCCAAAGAGAGAGAGGGUAGAUAUAAUAAAAGUAGAAGCAGAAGUAGAAGUAGAAGCAGAAGUAAAAGUCGUAGUAUAGACAGAGACUAUAGUGAAAGUAGAAGUCGUAGUUAUAGUAGAAGUAGAAGUAGAUCAAGAGAGAGAUUUAGAAAAAGGGAUUACAGUAAUAUCAGCUACAGUAACAAUAACAACAAAUAUAACAAAAAGUGGAAUAAACAAUCAAAUAGGAAAAAAGAUAAUGAGCCUUCUAAUAUAUUAAUGUUAAAAGGUUUAACCGAAUCAAUGAAUGAAGAGAGGUUAUCAGAUUUUAUCAAGAUAUAUGGAGCAUAUGAGUCAAUUGAGGUUAGAUAUGAUAGAACUACAGGUGAUUCAAAGGGUUAUGCAUUUGUAAAUUAUAAAACAAUUGAUGAAGCAACAGAAAUAUUGAAAUUAACAGAAGGUUCAAUAAAUAUUGAUGGCCAUGGAGUGUUAUUAUCUUAUGGUCAUCCUGGUGAUUAUGAUUGGCUUUGCGAAUCUUGUAAUAAUUCAAAUUAUUCAUGGAGAGUUGCUUGCCAUAGAUGCCAAGAUCCAAUGCCGGAGAAUCCUAGAUGGGUAUCAGCCCAACAGGCACAACAGAUUCAAGAGAGUGUUCCAAGUUCAACUAUAGUAAUCCGUGAUUUAGUGCCAUAUGCAACAGAAGAAACAUUGGCAAAUGCAUUCGCUCAAUUUGGAAGAACACCAAAAAGAUAUUCAGUUUCAAAGAAAAGAAAUAUUUGUAUUGGCUUUGUGGAAUACUAUGCAACAAAUGAUGCAGUUGAUGUUUUUAAUCAAUGCCAUCAAAGGCCAUUUUAUAUUGGUGAUUCAAUUGUAAGUAUUUCUUAUGCAAAAAAUACAGAUAAUAAAAAAGAGGCUAUAGAUCCAAAUAUUGGUUUAUCAAAGGCCGAUAUGGACCAAUGGUUAAAUAAUUAUGGUUCCACUACCGUUGCUGCAAACAUUCCAAAUGGUUAUAGUUAUCAUGCUACUACAGGCCAUUACUAUUCUUCAGAGUCUGGUUACUUUUACGAUACAAAUAAUGGCGUUUACUUUUAUUAUGACACAAACUCAAAGGGUUAUUACUGUUAUGAUUCAGCUACAAAUUCAUAUUUGCCAUAUACUCCUUCACAUCCACAUAAACAAUCACAACAACACUCAAAUUAUUUCAAUAAAACCACAGUGUCCCAAACCCAAUCAUUAAGCUCUAGUCAAGCUAAGCCCAGCGAGCAGCAAAAACCUGAUGACAAACGUAAAGUUGUUUCAGUACCAAAGUUUAAUUCAUUAUUAAAGAGAAAGAAUGAUUCCGAAAUUGAAAAAUGGAAACUUAAGGCAUCUAUUACUGAAAAAGAGGUUGCUGACGAGGAAAAAUUAAAAAAUGAAGAUAUUUUAAGAAAAAAGAGAGAUCAAGAGUUGUCACAGGAUCAGGAGUAUGAUCCAUCAAUGCCUGAUAUUAUUGAACCAAUAAGUACAACCACAACAACGACAUUACCAGUUACUAGUGAUGUCAAACCUUCCAUUGGGUCUUUUUCAAUUUCUGCACCAAUUAAAUUGGCAAUAAAUAAACCAGCUGCCAUUAAAGUUGUUUCACCAGUAAUUGUAAAGAAAACAAGUGUUUUUGGGGAUCUAGAUGAUGAAGAUAAUGGUAAUGAUAAUAAUAAUAGCAAUAAUAAUAAUAAUAAUAAUCAAAGAAAUAAUAAUAGUAUUGAACAAGAUCCAGUUUGUACAUUGUGCAUGAGACAGUUCGCAUCAAAAGAGGCACUUUUUAAACAUGAAAAAGAAUCAAAACUUCAUUUGGAAAAUUUACAAAAAUUAAAAUCUUCAUCAAAUAGCUCAACAAAUCUUUAUAAACCGUCUCCGUCAAAUAAUAAUAAUAGUCAAUCUGUAUCACCACCAUCAGAUAAGAAUAAAAGAAAACAGGAUACAACAUUUGGUGAGAAUAGUAUUGGGGUUAAAUUACUAAAGAAAACAGGUUGGAAAGAGGGUGAAGGUUUAGGUAAAUAUGGCGAUGGUAUGACAUCAUCAAUUCAAGUUUCAAUGAGAUCAGAGCGUUCAGGUUUGGGAUCUGAGCCAAAGGUAGAUCCACGUUUUGUAAUUCAGCCAGGCGAUGAUUAUCAAACUCGUUUAAAAAAGAAAAAUUUCCAAAGAUUUUAUAGCGAAAAUGGCGGAAAAGCCGUAGAUUUAUCAAAUAAUCCUUUUUUUAAUGGUUAA
Dictyostelium purpureum is the source of this 2328-nucleotide messenger RNA. RefSeq lists its product as uncharacterized. The record is from RefSeq and is a predicted model, not a curated record. Gene Ontology annotation, molecular function: RNA binding. The coding region runs from base 1 to 2328 and encodes 775 amino acids. NCBI's taxonomy places the organism in Eukaryota, Evosea, Eumycetozoa, Dictyosteliales, Dictyosteliaceae. Gene Ontology annotation, cellular component: nucleus. The transcript has 7 exons. Gene Ontology annotation, biological process: mRNA splicing, via spliceosome.